AUGCCGCCCCAGGGCCGGCUUUUAAUCUCAUCUCUUCGUCGCGCUAAUUUCCUUCGCCAUAACCAUAGGCACGCCCUUGGCUUAGAAGCAUGCCGCCAGACCGUUUUCACUGCGCAGGCCGCACGGUCCCUAGCAGGGGCGGCCGCCACUGGCAGUUCAGCGCCUCCGCCGCGUCUGGUUCCUCCUUUCACGGAAGAAACGGCUCUUGCUAAAGUCAAGUUCGCGGAGGCAGCGUGGAACAGCCGCGACCCCGAGCGCGUGGCACUGGCCUACACGCCCGACUCGCAGUGGCGCAAUCGCUGCGAGUUCUUCAGCGGGCGAGAGGAGAUUAAAGCGUUUCUCCGACGCAAGUGGAGCAAGGAGCUGGACUACCGUCUAAUGAAAGAACUAUGGUGCUUCACUGAGAACCGCAUUGCAGUGCGAUUCGAAUAUGAGUGGCAUGACACCACGGGGCAGUGGUGGCGCACGCAUGGAAACGAGCUGUGGGAGUUCACAGCCGAGGGCUUGAUGCAACGCAGAGACAUGUCCGCCAAUGACUACCCGAUUGAGGAGAAGGACAGGCGUUAUCGUUUCGAAAGGUAG
This is a messenger RNA of Closterium sp. NIES-65, 582 nucleotides long. The record is from the annotation of a GenBank genome assembly. Lineage: Eukaryota; Viridiplantae; Streptophyta; Zygnematophyceae; Desmidiales; Closteriaceae.